Angiostrongylus costaricensis is the source of this 822-nucleotide messenger RNA. NCBI's taxonomy places the organism in Eukaryota, Metazoa, Nematoda, Chromadorea, Rhabditida, Metastrongylidae. The record is from the annotation of a GenBank genome assembly.
AUGGCGGGUGAGUUCGACUACGAAGUUUCUCGUAAACUAUGGGAAGCAGCAGUACCAGUUGAAAUCUACUUCGAACGAGAAGACGACUCAGGAGACGUAUGCCAGCCUAGCUAUGCCAUGCUUCCACGGUGUAGCUAUUUCCCUGUUCAUCUACCGAGAAUAUUGGAACAGCUGGGAGCUCGUGAACAUGGCGUAAAAUUAGAAUUAGAAAAAGUGUGGUUGGAAAGCAAUGGAGUGCCGCUGAAGAUUUACUAUCCUAUUGGGGUGCUCUUUGACUUGCAUAAAUCUCAAGACUCUCCUACACUAACAGUUACAAUAAAAACUAGCCCUCGUCCUGAAGGAAUAUCGUUCGUUUCGAGGGAUACCAUGGAGGCGAUGUUCAUGCAAUCUGUAAAGGAGGCGAACUAUUUGAAAUAUCAGAAAAAUGAGAUUGUAAGCACAAUGAAGAUGGAUGAACACAAGCAACUAUGGUCGAGUCUUGUGCAUGAUCGUUUCGACGACUUCUGGAGCGUAAAUCGACGUCUUAUGGAAUGUACUGACGAGCGACCAUUCCAUGAUAUUCCUAUAAGGUUGUAUGCUAUCGGAAAACCAUUUCGACAGAUUCUACAACCACCACUUGAUGAGAAAGGAGAGCCCCGAACUCUGAACAAUGCACUGAACGCACUCUCCUCUGAUUUGGUACAGAACGAAAAAUACCAGUUUAUUUCACACGGUGUCACCCUUCCAAUGGAAACACCUUUGACAUACUUAGGUAAGAACCUAGCUUACCCUGACAAUUUCGUACAUAUAUGCACUGUCAUUGUUUGUAAUACACACGUCUGA